AUGAAACGAACAACAGUAUUAACUGCUUGGAGUCGUGCCGCCGGCGAGCUUACGAUACUUCAACAGAAUGAGCGAUAUCUCUCCACGUACGAGACGGGAUCAGAGUUGUCGCCUGUUGCCCCAGCAGCGUCGCCGGGAUCGCCCAGAGACUGCACCUCGUGUCGCAAGCGAGAACCUCCAGAUGAACCAGCCCCACCGGCUGAGGAUGCUUGCGCUGGCUGCGGGGCACGAAUAACUGAUAGAUACUACCUUCUAGCGCUGGAGCGACGCUGGCACACCCCAUGUCUCAGGUGCUGUGAAUGCAAGAUGCCUCUCGACUCUGAACAGAGAUGUUACGCUCGUGACAGCAAUAUAUUUUGCAAGAAUGACUACUUCAGGUUGUACGGUUCAAAGCGGUGUUCUCGUUGCAACACGACCAUUUCAGCGUCAGAAUUGGUGAUGAGAGCGCGUGACUUGGUCUUUCACAUCCACUGUUUCUCCUGUGCACUCUGCAGUGCCAGACUCACAAAAGGCGAUACAUUCGGCAUCAGGGAUUCUGCUGUUUAUUGCAGGCUACACUACGAAACUAUGCCGGACUAUGCUCCCCAUAUGUCUGUUCCGGGGCCUCCACAGAUGUGUCCAGGCCCUUACGCGGGCCCUCCACCGGGUUCGCACUACCCACCAUACCCCUCUCCUGAGUUCUCCCGAGUGGAGCCCGAUGUUCCUAAGGGUCCUUUCUUCAACGGGGUAUCAGCUCCUCCGCCAAGACAAAAAGGCCGUCCGAGAAAAAAGAAGCCAAAAGACCAAGAUUUAAUGACGGCAAAUCUUGAUCUCAACCCCGACUACUUGGAGAUGGGUUUCCGGGGCGGCGGUGGGCUGGGAUCCACAUCACGCACAAAGCGCAUGCGCACCAGCUUCAAGCACCACCAGUUACGCACCAUGAAGUCAUACUUCGCCAUCAACCAUAACCCAGACGCAAAAGACCUGAAGCAAUUGAGCCAGAAAACUGGCCUUCCCAAAAGGGUGUUACAGGUAUGGUUUCAAAAUGCGCGGGCAAAAUGGCGACGCAUGGUGACAAAGCAAGAGAACAAGAUGACGGACAAAUGUUCUCCAGACGGUUCCUUGGAGAUGGACAUAUACCACGGACCGAUGGGUUCCAUACAAUCCUUACCCCCGCACAGCCCGCCCUACAGCGUGAUGGGAGGCCCCCCGAGCCCGAACUCGAUGGACUGUCCAUAG
Messenger RNA from Danaus chrysippus (African queen), 1218 nucleotides. Lineage: Eukaryota; Metazoa; Arthropoda; Insecta; Lepidoptera; Nymphalidae. The record is from the annotation of a GenBank genome assembly.